CACACUCACAGUUUGGCUUUAGUGUCCAGGAGUGUGAAGAUCAGGAAAGAUCAACCUACCUACUGUGGGUUGACCCCUGAGCCUCUGUGUCUCCUCUUCAAGGAUACAAGUUGAACAGCAGGGACAACAUCACAGGAGACAUUAUCAUGGAUCUUGGAAAGAAGCUCAGCACUCCAAAAGACAUCAUGUUGGAGGAAUUGUCACUACUUUCCAACAGAGGCUCCCGGCUUUUCAAAAUGCGCCAGAGGAGAUCUGAGAAAUACACCUUUGAAAGUAUUCAAAAUGAAGCAAAUGCUCUGCUGAAUAAUGACGUUCUGAACCAAAUGCACACUGUGGAAAUUAAAGUGGAACCACCAGCUCAGGGAAACAAUGCUAAUGCAGAUAACAUUGCUUCAGAAAAGUCAAACAGCACAGCAAUGCCCAAGUCCUACCACUCACCAUGGGAGGAGGCCAUCCUCCGUGACCCAGACCUUGCUGAUACUGUCACACUCAAAAUGCAGAUACCGGACCCCCGACCUGAGCUCCCUGAAUAUAAAUGUUUCAACCGAGUUGCUACUCCUUAUGGGGGGUUUGAAAAAGCUCCCAGAGGGAUCACAUUUAAACUCCCUGAUGUGGACCUGAAUCCACCACAAUACCCAGAGCUCAAUGAACCAGGGACAAAACGGCCCACCUUCAACAGGACAGCCCAGGGGUGGAUAUCUGAGGGCACCCAUCUCAUCCUACCAACUGUUACUCUGGAGGCCAUCAAUGUCCCAGAAUCGGAUGACCUGUAGAUGGUUUUAUUGGAUGGCAGCAUGGUGCAGUCUGUCGUAUUUAGCUCAGCUGGUGACAACAAAACAGUUAGUAGCACAGUGCAAGUCGUUUCUAAUAUUUAAGAUUUUAUCCCAGACAUUAGACAUUAUUUAUUACAGUGGAAAACAAAACAUAUCCAAAGUAAAUCAUGUAAAUAGCAAAUAAAAUGGGCUCUUCAUUCUCCUAUUCCACCAAUGCUAAAAGCAAAGUUGUAAAUUUUGACAAUGUUUGAAUAAGAUAAGAAAAAUGUCAUGUAAAUAAAGGCUCAAACUUAUUUAUUUGUGGUACAAGAGCAAAACUGAAACAUGCAUGUAUUGUGACCAGUUUUCAAUAUUUAUAGUCAGUUUUAUUUAGCACCAAAUCAUCUGUGGGCAUUUUAUAGAGUUUAAGACUUAAAAUGUCUUUGUGUGUAUCUUUGGUUGGUUCGUUUUCUUUGGUUUGUUUGUUUUUUUCUUUUCUUUUUUGUAUUUGUCAGUAUGUAGUGCAAUAAAUAUAUAAUGGAUACUAAUCAGUUAGUAUUGAUAUGUAAUUUUCAUGUGUCAUAUUAACAAGUAUAAAAACCAUUUGCAAGAUUUCCACUAACUGGCUUGAGGCUAUGUUCUAUGUAAAAGCAACACAUGAAGACUUUAACAUGUUAUAGUGAGCAUUGAGGCAAUAAAUUAGAAACAUCAAAUUCAUGAGUACAGAUCAUCUGACUGUAUUAUUAUUAUUUCAUAACUGAAAAAUAAUUUACACUAUCUGCUUUAAGAAAAUUACGUCCAGUUUCAGCUAUAUUGUCUCAAAUGGAAAAACUUUGCUUUGUCUGUUCUUUAGUCAUUAGACAAAAGUUGUAACUUCCCAGUAUGUCAGCACACAGCACAGAACUGUGUUUGAUGAUAUACUGCAUGUGUGUGAGAGAUGUUUAUGCUGAGCCUCUCAGGUCUCGAGAAAAUGUGUAACAGGUGAGUCUGUCAACAUGUCAAAACAUAAUGUAAUAUUUUAGGGUAUAGGUAACAUUUGUCAUUAACUAUUGAUUUGUAUUGGAGAGUGUUAAGUUGACAUAAUGCAAACCUUCAGCCGUGUAUUUAUUAAUACUGAAGGCUCACCAUGUGUUUAUUAUCUCUAAACCUAACCAUACUUUAACUGAUAUCUAAACCUGAUAUUGUGUUAUUGUAAGAACAGAUGGGACUUGGUUCUCUUGUGUGACAAUCCUUGCUGUAACACUACUAACAACAUUUUUGUUCUUCCUUAUAGCAUUUUCAGGACAUCCAAUAGUUGUGCAAUAUCACGACUGUUUCAUGUUAUGAAAACGCUACAACUUGCAAAGAAAAAUGUAGCCUUGUAAGGCUUUUGGAACUUUAGAAAUACACUUAUUUGUACUUAAAUUUAUUUACUUA
Melanotaenia boesemani (Boeseman's rainbowfish) is the source of this 2168-nucleotide messenger RNA. It is a transcript of the gene myoz2b, whose product is annotated as myozenin 2b. The coding region runs from base 147 to 773 and encodes 208 amino acids. Gene Ontology annotation, cellular component: actin cytoskeleton; Z disc. The transcript has 5 exons. NCBI's taxonomy places the organism in Eukaryota, Metazoa, Chordata, Actinopteri, Atheriniformes, Melanotaeniidae. Gene Ontology annotation, molecular function: actin binding; telethonin binding; FATZ binding. The record is from RefSeq and is a predicted model, not a curated record.